Molecule: messenger RNA, 875 nt
Organism: Heteronotia binoei (common prickly gecko)
Lineage: Eukaryota; Metazoa; Chordata; Lepidosauria; Squamata; Gekkonidae
Gene: SNRPE
Product: small nuclear ribonucleoprotein polypeptide E
Exons: 5
Coding region: 210-653 (147 amino acids)
Biological process (GO): spliceosomal snRNP assembly; mRNA splicing, via spliceosome
Cellular component (GO): U4/U6 x U5 tri-snRNP complex; U1 snRNP; U5 snRNP
Molecular function (GO): RNA binding
Source: RefSeq, a predicted model, not a curated record
GGCAUGCCAUGUGUUAAGGAAAGUGAGGGAUCUUGUUUCGUGGGGAAGUUGCACCCGCUGUUUACUGGGAAGUUCUGCUGUUUCCCUCUUUGGCAGGACUUGUGCGGGGGAGGGGGACCUCAAGGUUCGCUUAUGAUUAGGAUGAAAACAGAAAACUGAAGGUGUAACUCGGAUCGGAAACGUUACUUUAGGUGCACAAAAGCGCUGGCAUGCACACCCAUCGAAGACAUGUGGAAUGUUUAUCUCCUUGCAAAACCACUGAUCGACCUUUUACAAGCAUUCCAUUUAGAAGGUAUCCUGAGUUGUUGCUCCUAAACUACUUGAAGAGAUAUAAAGUGUUGAAAUAUGUGGUUUCUACUGCUUCUGCUGUUGAAACUGGUAUCCUAGAAACUUCUUCAUUGUUUUUUGCCUUAAGUCACUUGUCACAGAACCUCAUCUUCAGAUAUCUACAGAACAGGUCCAGAAUUCAAGUGUGGCUGUAUGAACAGGUGAACAUGCGGAUAGAAGGGUGUAUUAUUGGGUUUGAUGAAUACAUGAACCUGGUGCUGGAUGAUGCUGAGGAGAUCCACUCCAAAACAAAAUCAAGGAAACAGCUGGGUCGAAUCAUGUUAAAGGGAGACAAUAUUACUCUUCUACAAAGCGUUUCUAACUAGAAGCUACUAUCAUCUGUGCUCUAAUUAUAAUGUUAAUCUUUAAGUACAUGGACAAAAAAGUGUGGUUUAUUCUGUCAAUUCCAAACUGUGUUUCAGUAUCUAAGGAGAGAAAAGAAUGAAGCCAGUUUUAGUUUGUGCUUACAUAGUUUUGAUAACGUUUUUUAACAUUGGAGUGAUAUUGUAGUUCUUCAUUAAUAAAAAAAAUUAUGUUAAUAGUUUAAA